This is a messenger RNA of Ziziphus jujuba (common jujube), 1400 nucleotides long. Its product is annotated as U-box domain-containing protein 4. Bases 151 to 1209 code for a protein of 352 amino acids. Gene Ontology annotation, cellular component: nucleus; cytoplasm. Lineage: Eukaryota; Viridiplantae; Streptophyta; Magnoliopsida; Rosales; Rhamnaceae. The transcript has 2 exons. Gene Ontology annotation, molecular function: protein binding. The record is from RefSeq and is a predicted model, not a curated record.
CUUUCCCUCUUACCCCUUUGUUCCGAGCCACAAAAGAACCCCCAGCUUAAAGGUCUCUUUUGCACCAGCUAACCGAAUUUCAAAAUUACUCGAUUUAUUAUAUUGAUCGCCAAGGGGGUUUUCAUGCGCUGAUAGCAGAGAAUUUUGUCCAUGGAGAAGGAAAAUGGGGCGAAUUUCUCUUACAUGGGACGCAACUACAGUGAUCUAUGCGUUGGCGACGACUCUUCGGCUUUCAGCGAUUGUAAUAGCGAUAGAUCCGGGGAGUUUCCAACAGCGUCGUCGCAGAGCCGGCGGCUAUUGAUUGCGUCUGCCUCGGACAACUCCGACGAUCUGAUUCGUCAGCUCGUCUCCGACCUCGAGUCCUGUUCGAUUGAUGACCAGAAACAAGCGGCCAUGGAGAUCAGACUGCUCGCCAAAAACAAAUCGGAAAAUCGGCUGAAGAUCGCCAAAGCCGGCGCGGUUAAGCCGUUGAUUUCGCUUUUAUCGUCAUCUGAUCUUCAGCUUCAGGAGUACGGUGUCACGGCAAUUCUGAAUCUCUCACUGUGCGACGAGAACAAAGAACUCAUAGCUUCAUCGGGAGCGAUUAAGCCACUGGUUCGAGCUCUGAGGACGGGAACCUCAACGGCUAAAGAGAACGCAGCUUGUGCUCUGCUUCGGCUCUCGCAAUUAGAGGCGAACAAGGUCGCAAUCGGACGGUCAGGAGCGAUUCCACUCCUCGUGAGCCUCCUAGAGAAUGGAGGCUUCCGUGGGAAGAAGGACGCAUCGACGGCACUGUACUCGCUGUGUUCGGUGAGGGAAAACAAGAUCAGAGCCGUCCAAGCGGGAAUCAUGAAGCCGCUGGUGGAAUUGAUGGCAGAUUUCGAUGCAAACAUGGUGGACAAAUCGGCGUACGUGUUGAGCAUGUUGGUGUCGCUACCGGAGGCGAGGACAGCGCUGGUGGAUGAAGGGGGCAUUCCGGUGCUGGUGGAGAUAAUAGAGGUUGGGUCCCAGAGGCAGAAAGAGAUCGCUGUGGCGAUCUUACUUCAGAUUUGCGAGGAUAGUGUGGCGUACCGUACUCUGGUGGCCCGCGAAGGAGCGAUUCCGCCCUUGGUGGCUUUGUCUCAGUCCGGCACCAAUCGCGCCAAGCAAAAGGCAGAGACACUGAUAGAGCUUCUACGGCAACCAAGAUCCGGCGGAGCCGCUGCCAGAGCCUCAGACGUGUCAACAUAAGUGUCCCACCACAAAGCAAUCCCAUCAUCUCCAUAUAACGAAAUAAUCAAACAGUGAAAGAGAGAAAAUUUGUGAUAGAAGAAGGAAACAAAAAAACAUGUAAAUAUCUUUUGUGUAACAGAGGAGCUUUUGUAAACUUUGUGAUAAAAAAAAAAAAAAUUAAAAAAGUGUUAAAUUGAGUUUGGUUUUGA